AUGGCCCGGAGCCACAAAGCAAGGGAACCUCGCCGACGGGAGAGCCGAGACAGUGAUUCAGCAUCUCCGGCCAGGCCUGGAGAGGGAUUGUCGGGAUUUCGCAACCAAUAUGACAAUGAUGUCACUGUUUGGAGUCCUCAGGGCAGAAUUCAUCAAAUUGAAUAUGCAAUGGAAGCUGUUAAACAAGGUUCAGCCACAGUUGGUUUGAAAUCAAAAACCCAUGCAGUAUUGGUUGCGUUAAAGAGGGCACAGUCAGAGCUUGCAGCUCACCAGAAAAAAAUCCUUCAUGUUGACAACCAUAUUGGAAUUUCAAUUGCGGGGCUUACUGCUGAUGCUAGAUUAUUAUGUAACUUCAUGCGCCAAGAGUGUUUGGAUUCAAGAUUUGUUUUUGACAGACCUCUUCCUGUGUCUCGUCUUGUAUCUCUAAUCGGAAGUAAGACCCAGAUACCAACACAGCGUUAUGGUCGGAGACCGUAUGGUGUGGGACUGCUCAUUGCUGGAUAUGAUGAUAUGGGCCCUCACAUUUUCCAGACCUGUCCAUCUGCUAACUAUUUCGACUGUAGGGCUAUGUCCAUUGGUGCUCGCUCUCAAUCAGCUCGUACAUACUUGGAGAGACAUAUGUCUGAGUUUAUGGAGUGCAAUUUGAAUGAACUGGUUAAACAUGGUCUUCGUGCCUUAAGAGAGACUCUUCCUGCUGAGCAGGACCUAACUACAAAGAAUGUUUCCAUUGGCAUUGUUGGUAAGGACCUGGAGUUUACGAUCUAUGAUGACGAUGACGUGUCUCCAUUCCUUGAAGGUCUUGAAGAAAGACCACAGAGAAAAGCCCAGCCUGCUCAACCUUCUGAUGAACCUGCAGAGAAAGCUGACGAACCCAUGGAACAUUAAGUGAUAACUAGUCUACAUAUGUAAUAUCAACUUUGUAAGAAUGCAGGAGCAUAAAACUGAAUGACAGUAAUCCCUACAUUGAACCAAGAAAUGGCCGAGUGGUAGAAUGAUAUGUUUUAGGAAUCAGUCCAGAUGAGAAUUUUUUUUUCCAGGAAACAUAAUUGAAACUAUAUAGUGGGGUUCAUGGUUUGUUUUUUGUUUUAUUUUAUUUUGGUUUUGAAAAGGUCUAUGUAAUCAUUUUCUAGAAAGUAUAAGAUACCUGUACUACUCUUUUUUAUAUGCAAAACAUAGUGUCUUUGUGAUUUUAAAAGACAACUAUGUAAUAAAAUUGUUUGAUCUGCUGGU
Elephantulus edwardii (Cape elephant shrew) is the source of this 1230-nucleotide messenger RNA. RefSeq names its product proteasome subunit alpha type-1-like. The record is from RefSeq and is a predicted model, not a curated record. Gene Ontology annotation, biological process: ubiquitin-dependent protein catabolic process. Lineage: Eukaryota; Metazoa; Chordata; Mammalia; Macroscelidea; Macroscelididae. The coding region runs from base 1 to 885 and encodes 294 amino acids. Gene Ontology annotation, cellular component: proteasome core complex, alpha-subunit complex; nucleus; proteasome core complex. The transcript has 10 exons.